Pyrenophora tritici-repentis Pt-1C-BFP is the source of this 1323-nucleotide messenger RNA. The record is from RefSeq and is a predicted model, not a curated record. Lineage: Eukaryota; Fungi; Ascomycota; Dothideomycetes; Pleosporales; Pleosporaceae.
AUGAGUACCGCUGAAACGUACCAAGACGAGCAAGUCCUCCCGCAGGACGUGCUACCGAAGCACUCGGUCUUUCCGUUUCUCCACCUUCCGCGGGAGCUCCGAGAUCAGAUAUACGACUAUGCAUUUGCUAUUCAAGAUCACCAUGGCCAGCGUCCUAUUGAGCGGCGUAACUUGAAAAUCUUCAAGCCCAGCGCUGCUUCCAUCCUGCUCGUGACCCGGCACGACUACUUCCUGCUCAACCGCCAAGUCGCCCGUGAAGCGCUCGAAGUCCUCUUCAAACACCAUACUGUCUUCCUCAGCAGCGGUCCCUUUGUCCUCAAGGCAAUACUUGAAAAGAUUGAAGAACCGAAUGGACCUAGUAGGCAAUGGCUGAAGUGGCUGCGCAAGAUCGAACUGGACUGGGUGACGUUCCCUUCACUCCAGCACUACCCACCUGAGAUGGGCAAAUGGAGAGAUGAUUCGCACUGGGAGCAUGACACGGCCGAAGUCGACGUCGACUACAUACGAGGCGCAUACUACAACGGCCACUACGACGAAUACGACCACGAAGGCGUCCACUACGAAGACAACUUCUACGACCCUGGCAACUCAUCUCUCUACCCUUCCUUCCGCCCAUCCACGACAGCUACAGCACAAACAUCAGACGACCCCUUUGGCUUCGCAACCCACUACCCCUUCACAGACCCAACCCGCGACCCCGUCCACGAAGCCUCAGCAGCAGACAUAUCCUCCAAGCUCAACCUACUCGUCUCCUCAGAAGUCACCCCUCUAUUCACAUACCUCGCCUCCCCCACUUUCAACCUCCACAGCAUCACCCUCCCGCUAGCCUUCAUCUCCCGCGAAUCCCACUACCAGCGCAGCGUAUCCCGCCCGGGUUACGCACUUCCCCUGAAAAUCCGCUACUGGGUCAAAGUCUGUGCGCAUGCCCUCCUCAUGCUCAUCUCGCCUACACAUGAUGCAGCAACAAAGCCGCCUCUCGAAGAGGUAAGAGUGAAAUACGCACCAUCAGAUAUCUGGGCCAGCAUGGAACCCGCAGACGACUUGCGCCGUAUGGUGACGGCAGGUGUGUGGUUCGAUGAUGAUGAUGAUGAUGAUGAUGAUGACGAGGAUGGCGGUGAUAGGCAAGGAGAGGGCGAGGCGUUUCGCGCCAUGUGGGAUAGUGUGCAUGCGAGUUUAUCGCAGCAGCAGCUUGCGAGUCUAGGACCUCGUUUUGGUCUCAAGGCAAAAGUUGACUUUGUGGCUUGGGAUGGGAAUAUGGACAGUGGGAGGUUGGGGGAUGAGCUGGAGGUUGUGUUUAGUAGGGAUGUGACAGCUCAGGUGUAG